AUUAACUAAUGGCUCGAACCAGGAGCACCGUGGACGAACGUUUGAUUGCCCGGUUUAAUCAGGAGCUCGGGGCGGAUCUUAAAAAUUUCCACAAAUGUGGCGAUUUAGCCAAGUAUUAUCGGUCCGAGCUGGAGGAUUUACGGGACAAGAUCACAGUUACCGACGUCGCAUGCAUUCCAAGCGUAAAGAAUCUUAUCGAAACGGGUCGAACGAAGCUACAGCAGCUCGACGAGAAGCAGUCCACUUUGGAUGAUUUCGAGGAAAAACUAAGCGACCGGAUCGAGGUGUACCAUCGGCUAAUGAAGGAGGUCGGUGACAAGAUGCGAGAAAUACGGGUACUUCAAACCGUGCGCGACUAUAUGGCGCUGGUAAAAGAUAUCGAAAACAUCAGCCAAGAGCUGGAAUCAUCCAUCAACGGUAAGGAUGAUAGUAAGCCGAUCGCACUGUACGUAGCACUGACCGGAACGAACAGCAUACUCGAUCGUAUCGGUGGCAUUGAGGCGCCGAACUUAAAAAUGUACGCCCGGAACACGGCCUUUCACUGGCACGAUGUGCUUACGGUGAAAUAUUCAGCCGAAUUUGAGGCCCUGCUGAAGGCGAUCAAAUGGCCGAAUUUGAAUCAAUCGCUCGAACAAUUUAAUCCUUCGAAAGACCACGUGAACAAACUGGUUCUGCUGGCGGAACACCUGUUCCUGGUGAAGUUGCCCGGCGAUCAGGAUUUCCUGAACGUUCGACUAACGCCGUGCAUUAUCUGUCCCCACUAUACGACACCGGUGGAGCUGUUUGUGAAGCCGUUCCGGCAGCGAUUUCAGUUCCAUUUUACCGGCAACAAGCAGACGAACCGAUUGGAUCGCCCCGAAUGGUAUUUGACGCAGGUGUUGAUGUGGGCGAAGGAAAAUCACAUCUUCGUCGGGCAACACUUUCAAUCGCCAGCGCUGAGGGCAGGGAUAGCAAAUAGUAGCGUACGGUUGGAAUUUGUACGUGGAUUGGUACAACUGGCGAUCGAGAAGCUGAUCGUAGACAUUGAACAGAUCGUACAGGAUGAAGCACUGUUUGCGCAUCUCAUCGAUGAGGUGUUACCGUUUGAGCAGGAUCUAAAGACAUCGCUCGGAUACCCAAACAGCUAUCCAAGUGUUGUGUCGGUGUUGGUACAACCGGUCUAUUUCCUAAAGUGGAUGGCAAUCGAGAAAAAAUUCACAACGAAUAAAAUGGAUGCGAUGCUCAACACAGACACCGAUCCCUUCGAACUGCUCGAUCCGGCCAACUUAGAUGAGCUGAAAAUUCCUAAAUGUGCCGAUCAAUUUAUACGCCUGCUAGAUGCAAUCAAGGAGCGAUACUGUUGUCUUCCGCAGCCUAGUCAGCAGCUUCAGUUCCUUGAGUUGCAGCUCGAACUGAUCGACAAUUUCCGCUGUCGGCUGCUGCAGCUGUACAACGACGGCGUAAAUCCGACCAAAAUUCUAAACGCACUCAACUAUCUAACCUCGGUGUUGCGCGAAUGGGGUGAGAAUGUUCACUACCUUCAUCUACACGCGGCGCUUUAUGGACCCGAUGCGGACGAAAUAAGUUCCGUGUUUGAUCGUACUAUUGAGGAGCUAAAUUAUUGCCAUCAGAAGCUGGUGGAGGAACUGGUGACAUGGAUUGUGCAUGAAAUCACGUCUCGUUCGCGUCCGUAUCGGUACGAUCUGUGGCCGUCGAUGAAUCCGCACGAUGCCAAAGAAACGCUGAUGGUAUCGCCGUCCGCUAGUGAAAUGUUUCAAACGACCAUCAACCAUCUGCACGACAUGGAGCAGGAACUGUCGACGAACGUGUUCAUGAUCGUGGUGCGCAUGAUCGCCACCGUGCUGGACCGUUGGAUGAUCUCGAGUAUGGUGAUGAACACAAAGUUUUCGAGCGGUGGCGCCCAACAGUUUCACUUCGAUAUGACGCGCAACCUGUUCGGACUGUUUGGUCAGUAUGCGAAGAAAACGAAUUUGCUUUUUAAACGUAUUAAUGACACCUGCAUACUGCUUACGUUGCCACUUGGAUCGGCUAUGCUUCUUAGGGAAACGCUACUAUCGGAAGCGAACGAUGAGGAUGGAUUGUCACGCGCCCUACAAGAGGUUGGUCUAACGAUUUUCGAUAAAAAUACUACUCUCGCAGUGCUCGAUCGACGAAACGAUAUGCCACGGAUGGGCUGA
Molecule: messenger RNA, 2177 nt
Organism: Anopheles maculipalpis
Lineage: Eukaryota; Metazoa; Arthropoda; Insecta; Diptera; Culicidae
Gene: Rint1
Product: RINT1-like protein
Exons: 5
Coding region: 9-2177 (722 amino acids)
Biological process (GO): regulation of ER to Golgi vesicle-mediated transport; retrograde vesicle-mediated transport, Golgi to endoplasmic reticulum; endoplasmic reticulum to Golgi vesicle-mediated transport
Cellular component (GO): Dsl1/NZR complex
Source: RefSeq, a predicted model, not a curated record